Molecule: messenger RNA, 3367 nt
Organism: Phacochoerus africanus (Common warthog)
Lineage: Eukaryota; Metazoa; Chordata; Mammalia; Artiodactyla; Suidae
Product: zinc finger protein 83-like
Exons: 6
Coding region: 166-2820 (884 amino acids)
Biological process (GO): regulation of transcription by RNA polymerase II
Cellular component (GO): transcription regulator complex; PcG protein complex
Molecular function (GO): RNA polymerase II cis-regulatory region sequence-specific DNA binding; DNA-binding transcription factor activity, RNA polymerase II-specific
Source: RefSeq, a predicted model, not a curated record
UCCCGAGAAACGACGGGCGCACGGGGGCGUGUGCGUCUCGGAAUUUUGGUUGGUAACUGCGCUAUGCGCAGGCCCUGCUUCUCCACACCCAGCUUUUGGGGUCUCUCGAAUAAUCUUCCUUGAAGAUUCCUGUGAGAAGCUCAGAGAAGGAGGAAAGAAGAAGGAAUGGAGCUUUCAGAGGGACCAUUGACCUUGGAGGAUGUGGCCAUCGAGUUCUCUCCGGAGGAGUGGGCCUGCCUGGACCCUUCCCAGAGGGCCUUGUACAGGGACGUGAUGCUGGAGACCUGCAGGAACCUGCUCUCCCUGGGGGAGCAUCGCUUUCCUCUGGGAGUUGCUCUGUCUGGUACCAGAACAUGGAAGGACCUUAGGCAUUCUGAUUUCUUACUCUCUCCUGAGAUUUUUUGCUGCAGAAACUUGUUUUUGAAACGCACAACCCAGGGAUCUCAAGGUUCAACUCCUCUUUCUGCUGUGAUAAACCUGCCUCUAUCUGGAAGCCAUCCUCCUGGACUUAGGAUCAACUUAGCACCAAGAGAGGACAUGAAGAAAAGAGAAUUACGCCAUCUAGUGAUAUUGGAAAGAAAUGAGAGUCGAGGCAUCAAGGCUUGUGACCUCAAGGAAGUCUGUGAAAAUAUGCUUGAGUGUGAGAGCGAGUGGGGAUGUGAUGCAGGACAUUAUAAAGAAGUGCUUUUGACCCAUAACAAAAAUCUCAGACCUAGAGAAAAUCAGGGUCAUAAAUCCUUAAUUCAUUUUUCUCAGAGUGUUUUUGUAAGAAGUCAUUCAUGUGACUCUGUCAAGCAUGACCAGCCAUUUGUAAAAAAUCCGUUAAAAGUGAAAAAUAACAUAAACCUUGCUGGAAAUAAAAAUAUCAGGCGUCUGGAAAGGAGAACUGGAGGAAGGCUGCAGGCAGAGGUAGCCGAACUGCAGAGAUUUCCAGCUGAGGAGAAAAUGUAUGAACACGGUCAAGUGGAGACAUCUGUCAACAACAGUUCCUCACCCCUGCAUAGAAUUCCCAGUGCGACAAACACUUUGUUACCUGCACAGUACAGGAAAAAUUACACUAGAGAUAAACCGUACAGCUGCCAUGACUGUGGGAAGGCUUUUAACAAAAAAUCAAACCUCACAAAUCACAAGAGAAUUCAUUCUGGACAGAGACCUUACACAUGUGAUGAUUGUGGCAAAGCCUUUAACCAGUAUUCACACCUCACCACACACCAGCGAGUCCACACAGGAGAGAAAUCUUAUAAAUGCGAUGUGUGUGGCAAGGUCUUCAGUCGAAAUUCACACCUUGCAAAUCACCAGAGGAUGCACACGGGCGAGAAACCUUACAAGUGCGAUGAAUGCGGCAGAGCUUUUAGCCAGUUUUCACACCUUAGCAGACAUCAGAAAAUGCAUGCUGGAGAGAAACCACACAAAUGCAAUGCGUGUGGCAAGCACUUUACCCAGCGUUCAAAUCUCAUGGCACACCAGAGAAUUCAUACAGGAGAGAAACCUUAUAAGUGUAAUGAAUGUGGGAAGGCUUUUAUUGAACGGUCGCAACUUUGGGGUCAUGAAAGAACUCAUACUGGAGAGAAACUUUACAAAUGUGAUGAGUGUGGCAAAGCCCUCACGAGGCAUUCAUAUCUCACCCAACACAAAACCAUCCAUACUGGAGAAAAACCUUACAAAUGUCAUGAGUGUGGCAAAGCUUAUACGCAACUUGCAAGCCUCACCAGGCAUCUGAAAGUACAUUCGGGAGAUAAACCGUACAGCUGCCAUGACUGUGGGAAGGCUUUUAACAAAAAAUCAAACCUCACAAAUCACAAGAGAAUUCAUUCUGGACAGAGACCUUACAGAUGUGAUGAUUGUGGCAAAGCCUUUAACCAGUAUUCACACCUCACCACACACCAGCGAGUCCACACAGGAGAGAAAUCUUAUAAAUGCGAUGUGUGUGGCAAGGUCUUCAGUCGAAAUUCACACCUUGCAAAUCACCAGAGGAUGCACACGGGCGAGAAACCUUACAAGUGCGAUGAAUGCGGCAGAGCUUUUAGCCAGUUUUCACACCUUAGCAGACAUCAGAAAAUGCAUGCUGGAGAGAAACCACACAAAUGCAAUGCGUGUGGCAAGCACUUUACCCAGCGUUCAAAUCUCAUGGCACACCAGAGAAUUCAUACAGGAGAGAAACCUUAUAAGUGUAAUGAAUGUGGGAAGGCUUUUAUUGAACGGUCGCAACUUUGGGGUCAUGAAAGAACUCAUACUGGAGAGAAACUUUACAAAUGUGAUGAGUGUGGCAAAGCCCUCACGAGGCAUUCAUAUCUCACCCAACACAAAACCAUCCAUACUGGAGAAAAACCUUACAAAUGUCAUGAGUGUGGCAAAGCUUACACGCAAUUUGCAAGCCUCACCAGGCAUCUGAAAGUACAUACGGAAAACAAAUCUGAGCCUCACAUACAUGGCAGCCCUUUUAUCCCAAGCUUAAGGUUUAGGGAUCAUCAGAGAUUUCCUAGUAGAAGGGAACUUGAAAGCGAUUCAGACCACAGUUGCGGGUGUAUUCAGGCCCUACUCAUCAUGUGGGAAUCUCGGUUGGCGAGAAGACAUGCAGAUGGUGAGCAGAAGCAGGGAAGAUGCUCAGCGUCACUGACCGCACGGGAAGUGCGGAGCCAAAGCUCCACGCGAUGCCACCUCGCGCCAGCCGACAACGGCCAUCGUCGGACAAUAACGAGUGAGGAUGUGGAGAAAGAGGAAGCCCUUGCGCUCUGGCUGGGACUCUACACUGGUACAACGCUCAUGGGAAACAUGAUGGAAUUUCCUCAAAAAAAAACCCCCAAAAAACUAGUCAUAUGAGCCACAUGUUGCUCUUCGGGGUAUUUACUGGAAAAAACCAAACACACUAAUUCAAGAAGAUAGAGGCACUUGAAUGUUCACUGUAGCAUUAUUUCCAGGAGCCAAGAUGGGGAAGCAACCAUAGUGUCCCCUAACAGAUGAAUGGUGAGAGGCAAACGGUGUGGCCACUGCGCACAGUGGAGUAUUACUCAGCCCGAGGACGUCUGGCCGUUUGCAGCAACAGGGAAGGAUCUAGAGGGUGUUAUGCUAAGUGAAGUAAGUCGGAUGUGGAAAGACACAGGUUACCCACCUCCCUUACAUGUGGAAUCGAAGAAACAAAAAAGACAAUGAGAGAUUCAUAGAUACCAAGACCACACGUGCGGUUGUUGUCAGAGGCAAGGCCGGUAAAGGGAUUAAAAGACAGAAACCUCUGGUUACAGAAUACAGAAGCCCCGGGGAGGUAAGAGCCAGCAUAAGGAACGUGUUCAUAAAUGUUGAGAGUUCCCACUGUGGCACAGCGGAAAUGCAUCCGAUUAGUAUCCGUGAAGACUCGGGUUCAGAAUUCCUG